Molecule: messenger RNA, 920 nt
Organism: Racocetra fulgida
Lineage: Eukaryota; Fungi; Glomeromycota; Glomeromycetes; Diversisporales; Gigasporaceae
Source: the annotation of a GenBank genome assembly
AUAUUUCUGAAAAGACCUUUAUCAAUAUAUUUUUUGAAAUUUCAGAAAUGGGAAAUGAUGAAAAGGUACAAGAGGAUUUUUCUAAAAUCGAUAUAAAAAACACAAUUAAUGAAAGGAUAGUUGAUAUUUUGACGAAAAUUUGUAAUAAAAAGCAAUCAAAAAGCUCCGGCAUUUCUAAAAAACAGAUUUUUGCUGUGGUGCAAGAAGAGAUAGAGAUGAUAUUAUUAAAUGAGCUUUUCUACAUGUGUUUUCAAAAAAAGAUGAAGGAAGAAAUUCAAAACCUCUCAGAUUAUAUUCCUCACAAAAUAUUAAAAUCAAAAAUUUGUGACAAAAUUAAGGAACUUUCUGAGAAAUAUUCCGAGGAAAAUCAAUUUAAUAUUACACAAUCUGAGAUGAUAACAGAGUCAUUUGAUGAGAUUACGAUACAAACUAUAACACAAUAUAUAUCUGAUGCAAUACAAAAAAAAUCUCCUUUAAUAAUCUCAAAAAUUUCUACUAAAUUUAAAAAUAUGUCAUCAAAAAACAUCAAUCAAAAUUUAUUCAAUGACUUAGAAAAGAAAUCUCUUUAUAUGACUUUGAUCAAUGGAGAUAUCAAUGGAGAUACCAAUGAAAAUAUUAACAAAGAUGCCAAUAAAAGUGCCAAUAAAAGUGCCAAUGAAGGUGCCAACGAAAAUGCCAAUAACAAUGCCAAUAAAGAUAUUAAUAAAAAUGUCAAUGAAGAUGCCAAUGAUUAUAUCGAUGAAGAAGCCAAUGAAGACGCCUAUGAAAAUGCUAAUAAUGCUAAUAAAGACAUUAAUAAAAAUACCAAUAAAGAUGCCAAUGAAAACGUCAAUGAAAACAUCAACAAAAAUACCAAUCAAGAUGUCAAUAAAGCCGGAAAGUCAAUAUUUUUUAUUUUUACAAUAGCUGACAAAACGUAG